AGAUCGAUCUAGGGAAAGAGAAAACAGUCCUUCCACCUCAUUGGGCUUUGUGAACAGAACUGUCAUUUUGUCCCUUUAAAAUCAGACUCAGGUCGACCAUUGUCCAAGUUGUAGUUGGCGUUAGAAACCAACAUUAGUUUGCACUAUCUCCUCGUCGUCUGCGGAAAAUGUAAAUGCACUGUAGUCUGCUUGUCCCAAAAUUGUUGCAGCAGGCAAUUUGGCUUUACUGAAUGUGACUGUAAAUUUGAAAAGUGUGAUUAUUGGAUUUAUUGAAUUAUGUCAUCUAAGAAAAAGGUAGACAGAAACUUAGAGGCAGAAAUACGGAGCCUCUUUAAGACAUUCGAUAAGAAUAAUGAUAAGUACAUAUCGAGUGAGGAGCUUGGAAAAGCCAUGAGGUUUCUAGGAUUAAACGUCACAAAAGCAGACGUAAAGGAAGCAAUGAAAGUGCUGGAUAAAAACGGCAAUGGAAGGAUAGAAUUUGCAGAAUUUUCCGCUUUCAUGAAAAAGGAACUUGAGAAAAACCAGGCAGGAUCAGACCAAGAGUCCAGUAUUCGUGCAGCAUUUAAAAUCUUCGACAGAGAUGGCAACGGCGUAAUAGACGCAAAAGAAUUGAAAUUCGCUAUGCAAAAUCUGGGCGAGAAGCUGACAGACAAGGAGCUGCAGGACAUGAUGAGGGAAGCAGACGUAGACGGAGAUGGGAAGAUAAACUAUGAAGAAUUUGUGAAGAUAUGGACAGAAUCAAUGUAGUACCUAAUUUCCAUGUAGAGAGAGUAUUUGUGACUUUUGUUAAUAUGUUGACAGGACAACCUUAUUAUCAUAGUGCCUUUAUCAUUUUGAUUUUUAUUAACACUUAGGUUAACCCUUCAGAUGUAUCCAGCUUUGUCUAAAGUGUUAAUGGCAUGGAUAACAAAACUUGGCAUUUUUGAAUAUCAGUAAAGUCUUUGCUUAUUUUUUGUGGAACUUGGUUGAUUUUACCUUGUUACAAUUUGAGGAGGCACCAGAAAACUUUGACAGCAACAAUAUACAUUUGUAAUAUGAAAUUUGUACUGCAUAACAGAUGGACUUAAUAAAAUAUUUAAAUCCAA
Messenger RNA from Saccostrea echinata, 1085 nucleotides. Its product is annotated as calmodulin-A-like. The record is from RefSeq and is a predicted model, not a curated record. Gene Ontology annotation, molecular function: enzyme regulator activity; calcium ion binding. The transcript has 5 exons. NCBI's taxonomy places the organism in Eukaryota, Metazoa, Mollusca, Bivalvia, Ostreida, Ostreidae. The coding region runs from base 277 to 747 and encodes 156 amino acids.